This is a messenger RNA of Paramecium sonneborni, 802 nucleotides long. NCBI's taxonomy places the organism in Eukaryota, Ciliophora, Oligohymenophorea, Peniculida, Parameciidae. The record is from the annotation of a GenBank genome assembly.
AGUCGAGUUUAUUGCUUUAAAAAGCGAUGAUGCUCUUAAAAGUCUUAGUACAAGUUUAUAAAAGUUAUGGAGCAUAGAAAAGUAUGAAGAAAUUAUGAAUUAGAUAAAUUUAAAGAGAUUAAUUGAAACUCCAUUCAUGAUGGAAAUCAUAGUUUAAGUGUUGUCUUCGAUGUUGAUUAAAGCGUCUGAGAAAAUUCGAAUGAAAUAAAACUUUAUCAAUAAUUUCUAAAAAAUGUUUAAAGCAUUCUUGAAAAGGAAAUAUUUGAUUCAGAUGUAUCAAUAGCUUUAGAACAAAAAAAUUUAAAAUGAUAUUUUAGAAGUUACCCAAACAGAUAUAUAAAACUUGGAAGAAAGUGAUUAUAACCAAAAAGUUACUCUUAAAGUUUGGAAUAGAAUGGAAGAGAAUUCUAUUCCUUAUCAACUUUAAAUCUCUCAAGAAUUCAAAGGAUUGAAUAACAUAAUUUUAAAGAUAAUUGACUCUGAACUUCUCUUUCAAAAUAAUACAUUUAAUAAAGUGAAGAUCGAAAAUGAUAGCCUCAGAUCUUUAGUUUGGGAGGCAUUAACAGAAUAAAAUUUAACAAGUUUUGACUUUUAUAGUUAAUUUAUUGAUUAAUACUAUUUGAAAUAAAUAAAAAAUUUUGGAAAAUCUAUAAAUAUUGUUGAUAUAUAAAGAUAUUCAAUUAAUCUUGCAAAAAAUAUGAGCUUUAUUGUUUAAUUGUGUAUGGAAUAAUUUAAAAAUAAAUUAAUUUAUUCUACUUAAAGGUCACAGUAGUGCUGUAAAAUCUGUCUGUUUUUCUCUUGA